Molecule: messenger RNA, 1925 nt
Organism: Labeo rohita (rohu)
Lineage: Eukaryota; Metazoa; Chordata; Actinopteri; Cypriniformes; Cyprinidae
Gene: ush1ga
Product: Usher syndrome 1Ga (autosomal recessive)
Exons: 3
Coding region: 116-1537 (473 amino acids)
Biological process (GO): sensory perception of sound; equilibrioception; sensory perception of light stimulus
Molecular function (GO): protein binding
Source: RefSeq, a predicted model, not a curated record
UCCGAGGUGUCCUUGGAAACUCCAAGAGCCUCAAGUGCGCUGCAGCCGGUCAGGGGUUUACACCUAAUGCAAAGAGCCCGUGAAAGAGUGAUGGAGGCUGAGGUUCGAGAUCACCAUGAAUGACAAAUACCACAAGGCAGCUCGGGAUGGCUACCUUGACUUGUUGAAAGAAGCGACGCGGAAGGACCUGAACGCUCCGGAUGAAGAUGGCAUGACACCAACCCUAUGGGCCGCUUACCACGGCAACCUCGAGGCGCUGCGGCUCAUUGUAGGGAGAGGCGGGAACCCAGACAAGUGUGACAUAUGGGGGAACACGCCACUCCACCUGGCUGCCUCCAAUGGCCAUCUCAACUGCCUGUCCUUCCUGGUGUCGUUUGGUGCCAACGUGUGGUGCCUGGACAACGACUACCACACGCCGCUGGACAUGGCUGCCACCAAGAACCACAUGGACUGUGUGCGCUAUCUAGACUCCAUCGCUGCCAAGCAGACAGCCCUCAACCCCAAGCUAGUAAGCAAACUGAAGGACCGGGCUUUCCGCGAUGCUGAACGCCGCAUCAAGGAAUGCGUUAAAAUGCAGCAGAAGCACCGGCGACGCAUGGAGCGUAAAUUUCAGAGGGAGGCAACGGAAGCGUCGGUCUCUGAUGCCAUGAGCUUCUCCAGCUAUGCCAGCAGCACCUUGAGUCGCAAACUACGCCACUUUAACACUGCCACAAAUGUGCCAUACUCCCAGGCUACUCUCCACGCCACAGCCAGGGGCAAAACGAAGAUCCAGAAGAAGCUUGAGAAGAAGAAGCAAGGUGACGGGACAUUCAAGAUUUAUGAAGAUGGCAGGAAGAGUGUCCGCUCUUUAUCUGGCCUACAACUAGGCAACGACGUCAUGUUUCUGAAGCAGGGGACGUACGUCAACCCUAAGGACCGAUCUCGUCGUAACAUACGUGACAUGUUCCCUAGUGACAACGAGGAUGCCGUCUCACGUGCCAUCAGCGAACCUGACCUGCACGGUCAUGAUGUGGACUACUCAGAGAUCAGCACAGACUCGGGCCAUGACUCGCUCUUCAACCGUCCUGGCCUGGGCACUAUGGUUUUUCGCCGCAACUAUGUGAGCGGUGGACUUUUUGGCAUUGGUAGCAGAGAUGAAGGCAGCCUAGCUGGCAGUGACCGGGUCGACAACGUGCGACUCCACAGCCGGAUGCAUCGCGUACCCAAUCUGGAUGACGACAGCAUUGGCAGUGCCCGUAGCCUGCAAGAGAGGAACAUGCAGGAGCUGCCAUGGGAAGAGGUGGAGUUGGGGUUGGAUGAUGAUGAUGAGCCCGACACUAGCCCUCUGGAAGUAUUUCUAGCCACGCAAAGCAUGAACGAGUUCAUUCCUAUCUUCAAAAGAGAAAAGAUUGACCUGGAUGCCCUGUUACUGUGCUCAGAUGAUGACCUUAAGAGCAUUCACAUCCCCUUGGGGCCCCGCAAGAAGAUCAUAGACACCUGUCAGCGCCGAUUGGAGACCAUUGAAGACCCAGGCUGUAUAGAAGACACUGAGUUGUGAGGCUCUGCCCUUAAUGUCUGUUUUUACCUCAGUGAAUGUUGAUGAAUAAGCAAAAGUUUACAGAACUGCUGUAUCAUUUACUUAACGGCCACUUUCCUGGAGAGUUUUUUCCUGGAAGUUUCUAGUGACUUUAAUUAGCUGACUCAGGUGUGUUUAAUUGUGGAAAUUAUGAAAUGGGCCAGAGUUGAGAAUCCCUGCUCUACCACAUUCACUAAAGCUGCUUUUUAUACACUUUUAUCAUUUUUUCAUCUCAAGGCUACUCUCCACGCAACAGCCAAGGGCAAAACUAAGAUCCAGAAGAAGCUUGAGAAGAAUAAGCAAGGUGAUGGGACAUUUAAGAUUAACGAAGAUGGCAGGAAGAUUGUCCGCUCUUUAUCUGGCUUGCAAC